AUUGAAUGCGAGCAUUGUCACAAAUUAUUUAAAAAUAAGCAUGCAAUUAAACAACAUCUUAAAACCCAUAUACGUCCUCAUAAAUGUACAGUUUGUGAUAAAGAUUUUGCUCAAAGAAAUCAUUUAGAAAUACACAACCGAACUCACAAUGCUGAAAGACCUUAUGCGUGUAAUUUAUGCACUUGGAAAUUUUACGAUCCUGAUACUUUGAAACGACAUUUGAAAUAUACUCAUAGUGAAGAUAAACCUCAUGUUUGUGAGUGCGGAAGUUCUUACAAGAGGGUGUCUUCUCUUGGUAGACAUCAAAGAAAAUGC
Rhizophagus irregularis DAOM 181602=DAOM 197198 is the source of this 315-nucleotide messenger RNA. NCBI's taxonomy places the organism in Eukaryota, Fungi, Glomeromycota, Glomeromycetes, Glomerales, Glomeraceae. The record is from RefSeq and is a predicted model, not a curated record.